CGCAUGUCAUACGAAAUAAUCGCAUUGAUUUCUGCGCCAAAAGCCGCAGGCGCAUUACGCUUCGUUACGUCACGUCACGUGAGAACAGUUGACAAUCGCCAGGCGUAGUUCGUGAACGAAUAAUAAUUGUGAAAUCGCCGUGUUCCGCUGUUUAGAUUUUAAAAUUGUUUCAUGAAAUGUCUCUAAAUACAGCCCAUGCAAAUGGAGGCGUAUUAAUUCACGCUGGAGAAUGCAUUCUGCUGUUCAGCGACAAUGUGUCCAUGGAGUUCCACGGGCAGGACGGACCGGAGUUCAAGGGCACUAAGACGGGUCGUCUGUACCUCACAACACACCGCAUGAUCUUCAAUGCCAAGAAUGGCUCGGAGAAGAUGCAGUCCUUCAGUUUUCCAUUUAUCACGCUUAAGGAUGUGGAACUGGAACAGCCGGUGUUCGGGGCGAACUACAUCAAGGGCAAGGUGCGCGCCCAGCCCAAUGGGAACUGGGUCGGCGAGGCCAAGUUCAAGCUCCAGUUCAAGUCGGGGGGAGCCAUUGAGUUCGGCCAGGCCAUGCUGAAGGCUGCUCAGAUGGCUUCAAGGGGAGGCCUGCCCGGAGACGCCCCGCCACCUUACACGCCACCAACGGGACCGUGGUACGCCGCCCCGCCCCCGGCUUACGCGCCCCCACCGACAGGCUACUACGGUUGGGUUCCCCCCACACACGUCUUCCCAGACACUCCGCCAGCAAACACUGUAUUCAUGACGGACAUGCCUCCACCGUACCCUGGCAUCAACGGCUACAAUGGCUAUGCAGCAGCGGCAGCUCCACCAACGGGUGCCAUGGGCUUCACACACCCAAGUGCUCCUCAAGAUGCAAAAGCAGCUGAGGCAGCUCAAAGUGCCUAUUACGAUCCCAACAAGCCCCAGUGUGCUUACGUACCACCUCCGGCAUAUUAUGAGGCACCGCCAACCUAUCAGUCGGCAACAGCGAAGAAAGACCAAUAAUGGAAGAGUAAGCACACAAAAUUCUAUUUGCUUGGAAUGAUAUAUGACUGCAAGUAUAAUCUCAAGUAUUAAUUGGAAUUUAUUUCUUAUACAGUGGUGUUUAUAGCUUAGUACACCAUCAGAUUGUAAAUCUUCUAUUUUGUAUGAAGAGUUGUGGGGUUUUAUUUUGCUAUGUUAAGAAAAUGAAAGAAAUAUAGCUUAUUCACAAAUCAGAAUCAUUGUGUAUAAAUUAUAUAUAUGUAUAUAUUUAAAGUAUAAACAUAUUAAUGUGAAUAGGUGUUGUAAUUACUAAUAGAAAUGGCUAAUUGCUGUUGAUGUAUAGUUAUGUUCCAGAUGAUUAUGCCUUACCAGAGUUAAAUUUAAAUUUCAAGCAGAUAGUGGUUUUACAUUUCUUUGUACAAUUGAUUUCUAUUUGUGAGUGAUUUGUAUACUUGUGUGGACUGCUGCAUUGUAAGAGAAUAAAUGUCUUGAAACUGUAUAAUCAAGAAUGGUUGCUUUGUACGUAUUUUUAGUUAAGUUUCAUUAAAUAUUGAAAGUAUUGUUGGAUUCAAGACAUUUUUUUAAACGUGAUCGCUGUUUGGACGUAAGUCACAUUCCUUGAAUAUAUGUACUAGCACAUGCCUUGUAUAAUAUGUAGUUUUUGUAGCAUUACAAUUAUUGGUAAUAAAUGUUUCCAUGAAAA
Bacillus rossius redtenbacheri is the source of this 1662-nucleotide messenger RNA. It is a transcript of the gene Wbp2, whose product is annotated as WW domain-binding protein 2. The transcript is spliced from 7 exons. The record is from RefSeq and is a predicted model, not a curated record. Lineage: Eukaryota; Metazoa; Arthropoda; Insecta; Phasmatodea; Bacillidae. Gene Ontology annotation, biological process: positive regulation of DNA-templated transcription. Bases 177 to 980 code for a protein of 267 amino acids. Gene Ontology annotation, cellular component: nucleus. Gene Ontology annotation, molecular function: transcription coactivator activity; chromatin DNA binding.